Messenger RNA from Racocetra persica, 592 nucleotides. The record is from the annotation of a GenBank genome assembly. Lineage: Eukaryota; Fungi; Glomeromycota; Glomeromycetes; Diversisporales; Gigasporaceae.
UUUAAGAACUAUCGUAAAGAUACAAACCUUCCUGGUGAAUUAUCAGAUAUUUCAAACCCAAAGCAACUUGAAGAAGAGCUUUGUAAAUAUUUUACUGUAUGUCGUAAAACUAAUGGUGAUGAAUAUUCUGUUGCAUCUCUUCAAUAUGCAAUUAAUGCAUUAAACUGGUAUUUUAAUAGUGAAACAAGCAAAUUAAAACUGAUUGACCUAAAUGAUAAAAAGGCACACCCUGAUCUUUGGCGUAUAUUGAAUGGAAAAAUUAAAAUGUUGUCUGCAAGUGGGUAUAGAGAAUCAAAUAGAUCUGACACCUUAACAAUUGAUGAAGUUCAACAAAUUCUAUCACAUUCUCAAAUAUCAAAACAUAAUCCCAAAGGAUUGCUAAAUAGAGUUUUCUUUUUUAAUGUACUUUGUCUUGGUCUACGUGGUGGAGAACACUUUUUAUUAGAACUUGUUUCUUUUAAAAAAAAAGACACUGAAACAUUUUCUAUUUCACCAAUAUUUGAUAUUGUUGAAUCAUAUAAUACAUAUAUAGCUAAACGUCUACCUAAUGCUAACUCUCAAUUCUAUCUUUAUCUGAUUAAAAAAAAUCAUA